Sardina pilchardus (European sardine) is the source of this 729-nucleotide messenger RNA. Its product is annotated as beta-microseminoprotein-like. The transcript is spliced from 5 exons. NCBI's taxonomy places the organism in Eukaryota, Metazoa, Chordata, Actinopteri, Clupeiformes, Clupeidae. The record is from RefSeq and is a predicted model, not a curated record. Bases 72 to 443 code for a protein of 123 amino acids.
AUUGCAGCAGAGUGCUGGUUUAAAACUCCACUGCACCGCUAUCAUGAGCAGUGCAUGCUCCGUUUGCAAACAUGAGGUAUGCAGCUGUGAUACUGAUUUUGUGCGCUCUGGUAGCAUUGAUUAAUGCUGCCUGCUGGCUCAAAGAAAAGAAACCAGCAAUUGUGGAGAGCGAUGGAAACAUACGGAUUAAAGACCCAGCCCUGGACCCUUGCCUGGAUGAAUUUGAUAAUCAGAGCUAUCCUGUUGUGUCCACAUGGAGAAGCGGAAAAUGCCAGCGGUGUACUUGCACAGAGACAGGAAUGAGAUGUUGCGACAUGAUGGGAUAUGCACGUGGAUAUGACAGUGACUGCGAGGUGCAUUACGACUGGGAGAGCUGCAAAUUUGAAGUAGUCAAAAAGUCUAACCACAGCAUUUAUUGUCCCCACAGUGCACUUCUGAAAUAACAAGCUUCUACAGGAGUGCACUAUUUAACAUGGACGGUAGAGUGCAGUGCAUCUCUGUUGUGUAUACCAUCUAAGACCAACUAUGUGGAUCAGCAUCAUCACUUAAAUAAUAAAAAAUAUCAAGAUAGAAAUGUACAGAUGUUUAUUUUUGACGCAAAUGCAGGUUACCCUGGGAUGAGUGAAGAAUGAAGACCGUUCCCACCCUUAAGAUGCUCUGGUUACUAAUGGUUUACUUUGAUUAUUUAAUUGUAACAUUGUAUUUUAAAUACACAAACAUUUCCACCAA